Tripterygium wilfordii is the source of this 1867-nucleotide messenger RNA. Its product is annotated as probable BOI-related E3 ubiquitin-protein ligase 2. The transcript is spliced from 4 exons. The record is from RefSeq and is a predicted model, not a curated record. Bases 530 to 1543 code for a protein of 337 amino acids. Lineage: Eukaryota; Viridiplantae; Streptophyta; Magnoliopsida; Celastrales; Celastraceae. Gene Ontology annotation, molecular function: ubiquitin-protein transferase activity.
AAGUAGAAGAGAAAGCAACAAACAAAACUAAGAAAGAAAGAAAGAAGGAAAGAGCAGAAUAAGGUGUCUGUCUCUCCCUUCCCUUGGACUGAUUCCUUUCAAUCGCAUAUCUCCCUCUCUCUAUCUAUCUAUCUAUAUCAAGAGAUAUAUAUAUUCCCAACAACGAAUUGAAGCAUAAGGAAGGAAGGCAGAGAAGGAAAAGAAAAGGCAGGGCAUAUGAAUGGAAAAACAGUUGGGUGAAGAACAAAGAUGAUGAUGAUGAUGAUGUUGAUAUCGAGGUAGAGAAUAGUAUUUCUUGAUCAUCAACACAGUUAGGCCUUGGCAUAUCUCUCUUAUUGAAGAAUCCGCCUUGUCUUGGGUUGGCUUCUGUUUCAUGUUUCUUUUGUGUUAGGCCUGGCCUUCACAUUGCUCCACCCUCUUAUUUUGCUUUUCUUUCGCACAUAUACCACCUUACCCAGUUAAGGUACUUGAUUAUUUAGUCCCUUCCACUUCUCUUUAUUUUUUUGGUUAAUUCAUCGCGUCUCUAUUAAUGGCUGUUCAAGCUCAAUACCCCUCCAACGUUCCUCUCUUAAACAGAAACGGACAAGAACCGAACAAUUAUUCAUUGCAACCGCAGCCGGGAGGAUUUCUUGAUCAAUCUCACAUGUUUUUCAACAAUGGAGUAUCUAAUCCACGCAAAAGAGGAAGAGAAGUAGCAACACCCAGUACUGGCAUCACCGCCCCAAUCAACACAUACACUAUGCAACAAAAAACCCCACCUCUUCAGCUAAUCGACCUUUCACAGCUUCACAGUCACCCACAGCAAAAUGUUAUCUCCACUGGCCUCCGCUUAUCUUUUGGUGACCAACAACAGCAGCAACAGCUACAACAAAAUCACCAUUAUCACCAGCAACAGCAGAAUUUUGCAUGUCAAUCGCAAGGCGGCGGCUUAUUGUCUUCAGUAUCAGAAGAUUUGGCAAUGCAAAUCAAACGACAGCGAGACGAGUUAGACAGAUUCCUGCAAGCCCAGGGAGAGCAGUUGAGGCGCACAUUAGCCGAGAAACGGCAGAGGCACUACCGUGCGCUGCUGGGGGCGGCAGAGGAAUCCAUAACCAGGAGACUGAGAGAGAAGGAGACCGAAGUGGAGAAGGCCAGGCGCCGGAACGCAGAGUUGGAGGCACGCGCAGCGCAACUAGGCGUUGAGUCACAGGUUUGGCAGGCAAAGGCAAGAGCACAGGAGGCGACGGCGGCAUCUUUGCAGGCGCAGAUUCAGCAAGCUAUAAUGUCCGGGGGACUCGCGAAGGACAGCAAGAGAGGGGAGGACGGGACAGGAUGCGCUGGGGGCGUAGAGGGUCAGGCGGAGGACGCCGAGUCGGCUUACAUCGACGCGGAACGAGUCACUGAGUCCGGGCCGAGUUGCAAAGCGUGCCGAAAACGAAUCGCGUCGGUGGUGCUGUUGCCGUGUCGGCACCUUUGUCUCUGUACAGAAUGUGACAGAGUGGCAUAUGCUUGCCCACUUUGCCUCUCCGUUAGAAAUUCCAGUGUGGAAGUGUUUCUGUCUUGACGCCACCCAAUGCAGGGGAGCCCAUGUCCCAGGAAUUCCCCCCAAGUCCCAACUCCCAACAAUGGUAAAAAUGAAAAGUUUUUUUUUUUAAAAAAAAAUUUGAGAUUAUUAAAUAAUGAUGAUUAAAAUAAAUUUUUAUUUUUAUUUUUGGUGCAUUUUGGGUGAAGAUGUUCUCUAGUACCCCCAACAAUGACUCUUUUUUUGCCUUUUUGGAUCCUCUCUUGGAGUGAAAUAACCUAAGAGGUAAUGUACAUGGCCAAAUGGGUAGAGGCAUUUUCUUUUUUUGUGAUGAAAUUUAAUUCUACAUAAAUUCUUUUAUUGGUU